UUUCGCGCAAAAUGUCAAGCGUUUCGAACAAAUUUAAAAACGGACAAAACAAAAAAUAAAACAUCACUUCCAAAUCCAAAUAAAAAAAUCAUUUUGCUAUUUUGUUUUAAUUCCAAAACUGUCUUAAAUGUUUACCAUUUUAUUUAGAUAACUAAUAAGAAAUGUUUAAAACAGGAGUACUCGAUGUCCAAGGAAAGAAAUUCAUUCUUAAAUUUGGAAAGGAAUACUUGGUGGGACGUAAAUCCAAAGAAUAUCUUCAUGACAUUGAAAUUGAUGAUCCGUCUGUCGACAUCAAACAUUCAUUAAUAGAUUUAACACAAACUGCGUCACCUCUUGUCUUCGACGUUUGCUCAAAAAAUGGAACUUAUAUUGACGGUGUGCAGAUUCUCAGAUUUCAUAGUGCUACUCUGUCGGAAACAACAAAACUCCGAUUUGGAAAUGUUGACACAUCUCUGCAAUUUUUGGUUGAGAGCGACAGUGGAUUCCUCGAACAACGAUUUAAUUCUUCGACGAAGGACACUUCAGAUAUCAUCUGCAAUACCCCCGAACAAAUUGUUUCAUCUGGAAGUCGUUUGAAAAAUUCUCUUAAAAGCUCCUUAACUUCAACACCAAAUAUAUCAACUGCCACCAGUACACCAAAUGCUUCCAAGUCCAUCGAUAAUUUCUUAAUUCCAUCAUGUUUGCCACGCAGUUCAAUAGGUAGCAAUACAAGCGCCCGGAGCGCUGACAGUUUCUAUAUUCCAGAAACCCAACAUGUACCAGAAGCCAUCACAAGUAAAACGAACAACACCACAGAUAUUUCUGUUCACAGCAAUACAUCCAAGAAAAACAGCACAGCUGGAGAUGAUGAUUUCUUUAUACCGGAAACCCAAGAAGUCAUCAAUUUAGCUAUUCCACUUCCCAACCAUGCAAGGGUAGCUUUUCCCAGUGAUGAUGUAAAUGAAACAUUAUCUCAGGAAGACAGAAUUCCUUCAAGUCAAUUUCGCAUUUGUACACAAGAUUUCAAUGGAAGCGAUGAAGAUCUUAGUAAUCAUUCAGGUGAUAUUUUGGCUAAUGUACCAUUAUCGAUGAUUAUUCCACCUAUACAACAUGCAACGGUCCAAGUUGAUGAUUUUGUUAAAGAUGAAGAGGAUGAAAUGGAUAAGGAAAUGUCUGCAUUACAGUGGUCCAAGAAAACUGUGGAUGACGAUGCAGAUGGAUCUGUUACUCCUGAUGACCUAUUUGAUGUUGUUGGUUCUGUGACUUCUGAUUUAAUUCAAGUUAAAAGUACGGAAAAUGCUGUCUCGCAGGCCAGCACGCCUGACAUCUUUGCAAACCCAGAAGAACUUGAAGAUGUGGAAAGAACUUCAAAUAUUGAGAAUAUGGAAAAAGUAGAUAAAGGAAAUGUAUGGGAAGACAAUAAAAUCUCCGAUGCUGUUGAAAAUAACAAAAACCUUGAAAUUCUUUCAAAAGAAAGAAAUAUCAGUGAAGGGGCCGAAAAUGAUGCAACUACGACAAAAGAGGCGAGCCAAAAAAACCAAACUGUCUCCCCCACAGAAAUUGAUUAUCCACCAACUCAAGCUUUUUUCAAGCCAAUUCCCAAGAACAAAUCAAUAGUAAUUCCUGAUUUUGAGGCUCCUCCGGUAAGAGAAUAUAAUGGAAGCGAAGAUGAUAGCGACUUUUUGCCAGAAACGCAAGCUUUUACGCCUCCAACAGCCAAACCUAAACCUGUUGUAUCUAAUUCACUAGUAAAACCUCAAAUAUCUCCCGCUUCCAAUUCGAACUUCUUGCCAGAAACACAAGUUUUUACUCCACCAACAACCAAACCUAAACCUGUUGUACUUAAUGCCUUAGUAAAACCUCAAAUUUCUCCAGCUUCUAAUACCAAUAAGCCAAACAAUUCAACAACAUUGCCCAAUUUGGGGAAAAAUCAUGUUUUUGCUCUACCCUUCGCUUCUCCAAGACCAUCACCAAAACCUCUGGUAUCACCAAGACCUCAAGCAUUACCAAGACCUCAAGCAUCACCAAAACCUAAGGCAUCACCAAAACCACAAGAAUCACAUAAACCUUCUACUUCUGCAGUGCCAGCAGACGAAGACGAUCUUCCGCCAACUCAAGUCUUUCUGAAAGAAGACCAUGCUCCACUACCAAUCAUUACAAAUGUUUGUUUCUCCUCGACUCUUGUUGACAAUGACAUGCAAUUGUCUGAGAACAGCUUUAAAGCUAAAUUUAAUAAACUCCUUGACUCUGAUGAUGAUGAAAUGGACGAAGUGGUUGCUCCGGAAUUGGUUAAACAAAUGCGUCUAUCGCUGGAAAAUCCUGCACAACCAGUUGGAUUAAUUGAAAUUCCACUAACACCAGAAGACACCCCAACAGUGCCUUCAAAGGAAACAGAAAAUACUCCAGCAGAUAAGAAUUCUCCUACUCCUGCGUCGACUCCAGACAAUACAAAUUUCCGACUUCCAGUUAAGGCACCAAAGACUGGCUCCAAGGCACCGGCAGUUAGUAUUGAUAAUUUUAUGCUUACGCCAGACUUUUUAGGUAAAGAGUUUUCAAAGAAUUCACAACUGCAGCGGGAAGCCGAAGUAAAUUGGCGAAAUCUUGUUUUAGAGAAACGUACAAAGGCGCUUUUUGGUGAAGACAAAGAUGGUAAAUUGAUAAAUAGUGACUCAGAUGAAAGCCAAGAUUCGUUUAUUGAUUUGUUGCCAAACAGAAAAGAAAUAAGAUCAAAAUCUGUGAAUAAAUCUGAAAAUGAAAAGGUUGAACAACCCAAAAAAGUAGAAGAAGAGGCUGUGUGUGGAAGAAUAACUCGACGGAAGUCGACAUUGCAAACAGAUGCUAAACAGGGUGCCAAGAAAACUAAUAGUAUCACAAAAGAAGAAGAUGAUAAGAAAGAAAUAAAGAGAAGAGGUAGAAAGAAAAAAGAACUACAAACUUCGGAAACAAAAGAUCAAAAACCAGAGGCUGCAAAAGCAUCAAAAGAAUCUAAAAUCGAUGUGAAUGAAAAAAUCUCUAAAAAAGAAAAAAAAUCAAAAUCAGAUAAGGAACUUAAAACUGAGAAAGAAAAGAAGGUCGAAAAUGAUUCCAAAACAGAAAAAAAACCGUCAAGAGUCAAAGAUGACAAGGACGCUAAAAUUGUAAAGAACUCAGCGGUCGCUGAAAAUUCUAGUGUUUCCAGAAAUUCGAGUUCCAUGAAAGAUUGCAGUUUAGCCAAAUCGAAUUCAGUUAAAGAAGACAAACUUUCAGAAAAACCCAGUUUCACAAAAGAGUCAAGUUCCAAUAAAAAUUCAAGUGCCAUUAAACAUCACAAUGAAGUAAAACCAUCACCUACAGUCUCUAGAGACUCUAGUUUAACUCGUUCAACUAGUACCACAAGUGUUAACACAUCGAAAGAACUAAAAGAAAAAAUCGAAUCAUCGAAGAAACCAUCGAAUGAGAGAACAACACGAACACGACGAAAAGUUGAAGAACCAAUCAAAGUUGAAGAGAAAUCAAGUAAAUCAAAAGCUGUUAAACGAAAUGCUGAAGUCACAAAGACUUCAAGUAAAGCUUCAAAAAUUAAUAAACUAGAUGAGAUUGAUGUUAUGAGUAAAAGUAAGCAAGCUGAUGAUAAACCUUCACCUCGAAUAACUCGACUUAGAAGCAAUGCAGAUUUGAAAGCUGAAGAAAAAAAAGUCACUUUAAACAAUAAUCGAGAGAAAAGGGAAACAAUGAAGAAAGAUGCAGUAAAAAAAGAAGCAGCUAAAAAUGAUGCAUUGAAAAAAGACGAAUCUACGAAAAAGGAAUCUGCUAUAAACAAUAACCGAACAAAUGAAAGCUUAAUUGACUUGACAGACUCUGAUGUAGAAGACAAAACCAUCGUGAAAAAACCCUCAAGGAAGAGAAAAAGUCAAGAAGAAUAUAAUUACAAGGGGCGCAUAUCGGAAAUAAGUGGAUCUCAGAGUUCUGUCAAUAGUUCGGAUUCAGAUAGAACACUUCGAAGAAAGAAAAAAAUGAAAAUUGCCAUGACAUCAAGCUCUCCAGCAACUAGAGAAGCUCUAAUUCGAUAUUCUGGAAGAGUUUGGGACUACACCGAAGAUCCAAAAGAGUGUGAUGUUUUAAUUGUAGAAGUAGGCAAUCGAACAUACAAACUAUUGGUUGCAAUUGCUCGAGGUGUACCUGUUGUUAAAGUUGAUUGGUUAAAAGAAGUCAUUAGUCUGAGAUCCACAGAUGUGUCAUUCGACAAAUAUCUAUUUGACGAACCAAAUUUUCAAAAACGUCAUAAAUUCCUUAUGCGAGAUGUUCUUCAAUUGGCAAGGACUGUUGCUCUCUUUAAAGAUUUGAAUUUUAUGAUGACACCGAAUAUAGUUCCGCAACCUGAUGAAAUGAAAGAUAUUAUAACUUGCGCUGGAGGAACAGUCCUGACUAACAUUCCUACUGGCAAAAAUGAUCAACCAUUUUAUUUGGUGUCUGAAAAAACUGAUAGUCAACUUUGGUACCGAUAUCGACGUGCUAGUCAGAAUGUUAAGGUGGUAACGGCCACAAGUUUGAUGGCGGCUGUGAUGCAGCAAUCUUUGGAUCCCCUCAUUGAAAGCAUUCGCUGAGAAAAAAAAGAUUGCCUGCGUUUUUAAACUUCGUUUUGUAUUAUUUUUUAUUAACCUGUUUAUCUGUUAUUUUAAGUUUUUUUUUCAUGUUUAAAAAAAGUAAAAAUUUACCGAAAAGUACAAAAAACAUCAAA
Episyrphus balteatus (marmalade hoverfly) is the source of this 4696-nucleotide messenger RNA. RefSeq names its product nucleolar protein dao-5 (gene mu2). Lineage: Eukaryota; Metazoa; Arthropoda; Insecta; Diptera; Syrphidae. The transcript has 7 exons. Gene Ontology annotation, molecular function: protein binding. Bases 162 to 4562 code for a protein of 1466 amino acids. The record is from RefSeq and is a predicted model, not a curated record.